GCCAUUGUGGACUGAUAAACAUUACAUGUGCUUCGGGAGAAUGUCGCGACAGCAUCGCCCAGAACAGUGGUAAAAAUGCGAGGGAAGUUGUAAAACUCUUCAUGAGAGAAUCGAGCCAACACAUACAGCAGCUGAAAACAGUCAGCUCAGGUGUUUCAUUCAAGACCAUACUUACUAUGUUCAACCCCAUCGAUUACCCUUGAAGUUAUUGGCAUGGACCCGGUCCAUUCUCUUCGAACGACUUACCUCAUAAACUGCCAUCCGUAUUUCCUUCUUCAUCUGUUAAAUAAGGCUUCAACCCCUGACGCACGGAGCACUCUUCACCGAUUGUCAGAAUAACGCUACUGGAGCAACAACCACUAUGUCCUCAGGCGUAGAGACAAUGUUCAAAAUUCGAAAGCAAAUGCUGGUUAGGUCUUACCUCAUUCCUGGAAUGUGCAUCUUCUUCGGUUGGACAGCUGCAUUCCAUCAUCCUCCGAGUCAGAUUCAGCUACAAUCUACCUGUGAUCCAUUACCGUUUACUCAAGACACAUGGCAAAAGUUAAACUUGGACAAGUACAUCUCGGCAUACCCCGGUGGUCAGAAUUUAACAGUAAAUGAGUACGCCGCUACCGUGGGCGCCAAGAAUUUUCAAUGUGGCAUAUCAGAAUGGUGCAAUGCAGGCCAGAUGUGUCAUCCAGUCAAGGGUUUGGAUUGGUAUGUCUUGUUUGCAAUUCAAGAGUGGACCGAGAGAAUGAACAAUCUUUACGCGGCGAUUGGUUUUACCAUGUCUCUAGUCCAAGCCAAUCUGCUCAGUAUAGUUUCAGCAUUGUUCCCCCAACCUGACAACCUCCGGAUCUUCUCUCAAAAAACCCAUUUCGCCAUGGGUGCCGCACUUGCAAGCUUGGUCAUCGGCCUUAUAUCUGUAGUGUUGGUCUUAUCUGGAUCAGUUUCAAUAGUUGCAACUUGGCUUGCGGGUCUAGUCUUGAUACCAUCCACAAUUGUUAAUGUCGUUUCGGUGACUACACGUUACAAAGAAGUUCCAAAGGAUGCCUUCAGUUUGGGCUCCGAAGUGAAUUACCAGAUUACCAGCUACCAACAACAAUUGCAAGAGGCUCUCAGAAAUCAAACUCACUCCCAGCUUAACGCCGGUGUCAGUUCCCCUGGGGGUAUGGCCGGAGCUCUGUCGGGAGGCUCUUAUCUCGACCCCAGACAAUUUCGAAGUGUCGAACAGAUAGAAAAUGAACUCAAGAACAUUACCGUAGGAGCAUCUGUAGCUCACAUUCUAAAAUCUUUGAAUGCGUUUGUGACAAUCGGAAGCGACCCUUGCAAUGGUGGUGGAAAGAACGGCGCAUGGUCGGGUGAUAAUGUGCUGUCUUACUGCAACUCAAACGGCACCAUGUUCAAUAUUAUCACAGUCUCCCCACGAAAAUCUAAAGUUCAAAACCACAUUCCAAAUGCUGGGGUUUUAUCAAGUAAAUUUGGAAUCACCACCGAGUAUUUGACGUCCUCCGCAAUUGAAUGCCAACAAACGCGAAAGGACUUAGGAAUCGCGCACACAAACAACACAUUGAGCACCGUCGAAAACAAGGGCGCGCAAAAGUGUAUCAUCGAUUUACCAGUUUGUGACUGUAGAAGCCCAGAAUUCAAGAAAAGGAGAAAACAUGUUGGAACAGUCAAGGCAUGCCGAGAAGCUGGGGUACCCAUCUGAUCCUGAUUCGUGAAAAAAUCAGAAUUUGACCAUCUAGGAGGCCAUUUUUUUUCUUCGUAUUUUUAAAUAUUUUAUCUUUCAAGGAAAAAAUCUAAUUUUACCUACAUUGCAGAACCUUUUCCGUUUGAAUCGUAGAAUGAGUAGAAUUUCAUUUUUUUUCCUGAUGUUUUGAAGGUAUUGAAACCAUUUUUGUUUCACACCAUCUUGCUUUGUUUCUUCCUUCACCUAUUUUCAUUAAAUUCCAACAAAAAAACUAUUCUUCAAUCUACACUUGUGUUUUAUCAUGUGUGGGCACCAGUACAUACUGUGGCAACAAUAACAAAAAUAAACAAUU
Puccinia graminis f. sp. tritici CRL 75-36-700-3 is the source of this 2024-nucleotide messenger RNA. RefSeq lists its product as uncharacterized. NCBI's taxonomy places the organism in Eukaryota, Fungi, Basidiomycota, Pucciniomycetes, Pucciniales, Pucciniaceae. The record is from RefSeq and is a predicted model, not a curated record. The transcript is spliced from 9 exons. The coding region runs from base 362 to 1690 and encodes 442 amino acids.